AUGGAGGAGGGGGAAAGGAGCCCCCUGCUGUCCCAGGAGGCUGGAGGUCAGGAACCACCCCUCGCCAGGAGCAGCCCCCUCACUUCCAGUCGCCCAGAACCAGCUCCCUGGGAGGACCCAGCCUGGAGGGCAGGCCUUGGGGGAUUCCUGGCCUGCUUGCUCCCCUCAGAAAGCAGCUGCCUCAAGUGCCUACUCUUCCUGUCCAACUUCCUCUUCUCCCUGCUCAGCCUGCUGGCCCUGGCCAUCGGGCUCUGGGGCCUGGCUGUCAAGGGGUCUCUGGGAAGUAGUUGGGGGUCCCCCCUGCCUGCAGACCCCAUGCUGGGGCUGGUGCUGGGUGGGCUGGCGGUCAGCGCAGUGAGCCUGGCGGGCUGCCUGGGUGCCCUCUGUGAGAACGCCUUUCUGCUGCGCUGCUUCUCUGGGGGCGUCCUUGCCUUCCUGGUGCUGGAGGCCGUGGUGGGGGCCCUGGUGGUGGCCCUCUGGGGCCGGUUACAGGAUGGCCUGGAGCACGUCCUGCGCCUGGCCAUCACCCACUACCAAGACGACCCAGACCUGUGCUUCCUCAUCGACCAAGUCCAGCUGGGGCUGCAGUGCUGCGGGGCGGACUCCUACCAGGACUGGCAGCAGAACCUGUACUUUAACUGCAGCUCUCCUGGGGUCCAGGCCUGCAGCCUUCCUGCCUCCUGCUGCAUCGACCCCUGGGAAGGCGGAGCCUCUGUCAAUGACCAGUGCGGCUUCGGGGCCCUGGGCCUGGACGAGGACGCGGCCCAGAGGGUGGUGCAUCUGGAGGGCUGCAGUCCCCCACUCCUCCGGUGGCUGCACAGUAACAUCCGGACUUUGGGCUGCUACGCCAUCGGGGUCGUGCUGGUCCAGGGGGUGGAGCUCCUGCUGGCCAUCCAGCUGGUGAGGGCCCUGACUGUCCACAAGGGGGCAGCAGGGAGUGGGGGCCUGUCCACAGGAACCCCACCCAGUGUCCAGAGCUCUGCCAAACUGGUCGUGGGCCGACCAACAGCGGGGACGAAAGACCCCGCUGGGCCUGGCCAAGGCCCCGCCAUCCCUGCCACUUGCGCCUGCGCCAUCCACUCCUACUGA
Cervus elaphus (red deer) is the source of this 1089-nucleotide messenger RNA. It is a transcript of the gene TSPAN10, whose product is annotated as tetraspanin 10. Lineage: Eukaryota; Metazoa; Chordata; Mammalia; Artiodactyla; Cervidae. The transcript has 4 exons. Gene Ontology annotation, cellular component: membrane. The coding region runs from base 1 to 1089 and encodes 362 amino acids. The record is from RefSeq and is a predicted model, not a curated record.